Messenger RNA from Cryptomeria japonica (Japanese cedar), 1452 nucleotides. Its product is annotated as GEM-like protein 1. The record is from RefSeq and is a predicted model, not a curated record. The transcript has 4 exons. Lineage: Eukaryota; Viridiplantae; Streptophyta; Pinopsida; Cupressales; Cupressaceae. The coding region runs from base 240 to 1115 and encodes 291 amino acids.
AUGACGAAUACUCUAGUAAAAGAGAAGUAUCCUAUUCUGCCACCGUUCCCAAUUAUUCUACCUUUUUCCUUUUAUUUCUUGUUUUGUUCUCCACAGUGGAAGAAUCGAAUACUCACUUUCUGUUUUCUGCCAGUUUGAUCUCUACAUUUAUCAGGUAUCGAACUGAAUCCGGGAACCACACUAGAUUUCAACGAUCCAAACUGUUUGCUGAGACAUAGUCCCCUCAAAUAAUACACAAAAUGAGCAAGUAUACGCAAACGAACACCUCUUCUGCAUCAUCGGGAUAUGAAGAGGGUAGAUGGGGUACAUGGGUGAUGGGAACCCCUGCAAAUCCAGGCAUACAUCCUGUAAAUCAGCAGGCAGCCAACUGGGUUGCGCAAGAAGCAACUCCGUCUGCAGUACAGAUCGGGAGUAGUACUACAACACAACAGCAACAAUAUAUGCAAUAUUCAGGACCUCCUCAUGCCGUCACAGGCACUGUUACUUAUCACCAGACAACGCCUUCACAGAGCAAUCCUUAUGUAGCAACAACAGCAGCCCCUGGAUCGAAUGGAAAGAGUCCCAUGGACAUGAUUCAGAACGUUUUCAACAAAUGGAGCAAGGUGUUUGACGACAAAUUGAAGAAUGUGGAGAAUUUUGCUGGCAACAUUUGGCAUCAUUUGAGAACUGGUCCCAGUCUUACGGACACAGCCAUGGGAAGAAUAUCGCAAGGAACCAGAGUUCUAACUGAAGGUGGGUAUGAAAAGAUCUAUCGACAGACAUUUGAGACUAUCCCAGGAGAACAACUUCGGAAGUCAUAUGCAUGCUAUUUGUCAACAACUACAGGGCCUGUUAUAGGAACACUAUAUUUGUCUACUGUGAAGCUUGCUUUUUGCAGUGACAGUCCUCUUGCAUACAGUCGUUAUCCUGGUCAGACAGAAUGGAGUUAUUAUAAGGUGAUGGUGCCACUUAGCCACGUUAAGGCUGUUAAUCCUUCUGCAAACAGGUUGAACCCUGCAGAGAAAUACAUUCAGAUAAUCACAAUUGAUGACCACGAGUUCUGGUUAAUGGGUUUUGUUAGCCAUGACAAAGCACUAAAGAACCUCCAGGAAGCAACAAGACAUCAGGAUUCCUAAAAUUCUAGCAGAUUACUGUAAAGGCAUUGCACUUGCAAUUUAUUUUUAUCUGUAAAUAGCAUUGCUUGUUCAGCAUUUUGUCAUUUACCUUAUACUCUUAUUCGUAGUUAAAUCCAUGCAUAUUGUGCGUAGCUUUCACACAAUUUUUCUGAAUGGUAAAUAUGAAUUGAAAAGAGGACUUGUAUCUGUAAAUCUGUCGCCUUAGGAUUGAAUAGCUAACAUUCAGAAUACUUCUGAACUUUGGUAAAAUGGUCACGCGGUCAGGAAAAAGGCAAGAAACUUUAUUUGAUUUGUGUAAAUUAUGAGACUUCAUGUAAUUAUUUGGCAUUUCUUUUCA